UUUGGCGUGAGUGUCCAAAACGCUGCGUCUCUGAAAUGAACCGAUAGGACCUCUCCCUGUCUUUGAGUCGCAUCUUUGAGCCUUGUCUGAAGCAAAACCCUUAUUCCAGAGAUACGCGCUCAGCUGCGAAAACUUGAACUUUCGGUAACAUUUGUACUUUUCUUCUUCUUCUUCUUCUUUCAUGACUUUGGUCGUGAUUGGAAGCAAACUUUAAUCGAUGAGGUUCAUUCAAGUCUCUUCCUCUCAAACUAGAGCUUCCCAAUUUGGUGUUCACAAUGGAGGACCCUUCUUCAUUCUGAGACCGUCGUCUUCUUUUACGCCCCCUAAAUCUGUCUCCUUCAAGUCUAGGUCUCCGUCAGUAUGUGGCAUUUGUAGGAUCAUUCCUCGAAAUAAAUUUGGUAUCAACUGCAUGAUUACCUCAGCAAUGAGCAAUGCCUGCAUCACUAGAUUCUGUGGCAAUUGCCAUGAAGCAGCUGUAUCACUGUUUCCAAGAAAAGAGCAUGGAAUUCUGAGAACCGUUUCCGGAUUCACCUCAACAGUGAUCUUUCCAACUGCUCCUCCCAUUGUUCGUCCACCCUCACAUUUAGUGUUGGCUGCGCACCUUACGCCAUCUGAUGCUCCCCAACGUUCAGAAGAAUGGUUUGCCCUUCGCAGGGACAAGCUGACAACGAGCACUUUCAGCACUGCCUUGGGCUUUUGGAAAGGAAACCGUCGAUUUGAGCUCUGGAAUGAGAAAGUAUUUGAAUCAGAAACAGAAACACCUGGAGCUUCCAAAAAGUCUGCCAUGGAGUGGGGCGUGCUCAAUGAAGCAGCUGCUAUAGACCGCUACAGAAGCAUCACCGGUCGCGAGGUGAGCUCAUUAGGAUUUGCAACCCAUUCAGAGGAGCGAUUUCACUGGAUUGGUGCUUCCCCCGAUGGUCUUCUCGGUUGCUUUCCAGAAGGUGGUAUCCUGGAAGUAAAAUGCCCAUAUAACAAGGGGAAGCCUGAGACGGCUCUGCCCUGGUCAACUAUGCCAUUCUAUUACAUGCCUCAGGUGCAGGGUCAGAUGGAGAUAAUGGACAGAGAAUGGGUUGACUUGUAUUGCUGGACCCAAAACGGAAGCUCAAUAUUUCGUGUGAAUAGGGACCGUGUUUAUUGGGAGUUGAUACAUGGGAUUUUACGUGAGUUUUGGUGGGAAAAUGUGGUUCCUGCUAGGGAGGCUGUGUUACUGGGUAUCAAAGAAGAGGCCAUGUCAUAUAAGCCGGCAUCUACCCACAAACAGACAGGACUUGCCAUUGUUAAGAGCCUAAAGUUAGCUGGUGAGGCAAAGCUGUUGUGUAAGGAGAUUGCCGGUCACGUUGAAUUUUAUAGGUGAUGAGCCCAAGUAAAAGGUUGAGCAACUGACUCCUAUCUUUGUGCUCAUUUUUUGUCUGUAAUCCAUUGGUUAUUCGUGUAUUUGUUAUUGCAGCUCAUUAGCUCUCAUUGUAAAUUUUCAAACCACCUUGAUGAUAUACUUUACUAUUUCA
Alnus glutinosa is the source of this 1505-nucleotide messenger RNA. RefSeq lists its product as uncharacterized. The record is from RefSeq and is a predicted model, not a curated record. The coding region runs from base 218 to 1354 and encodes 378 amino acids. Lineage: Eukaryota; Viridiplantae; Streptophyta; Magnoliopsida; Fagales; Betulaceae. The transcript is spliced from 2 exons.